Messenger RNA from Arvicola amphibius (Eurasian water vole), 2440 nucleotides. Its product is annotated as apolipoprotein L3-like. Gene Ontology annotation, molecular function: lipid binding. Gene Ontology annotation, biological process: lipid transport; lipoprotein metabolic process. The record is from RefSeq and is a predicted model, not a curated record. The transcript is spliced from 8 exons. Lineage: Eukaryota; Metazoa; Chordata; Mammalia; Rodentia; Cricetidae. The coding region runs from base 1011 to 1970 and encodes 319 amino acids. Gene Ontology annotation, cellular component: extracellular region; membrane.
UUUGUCUGUCCUGGCCAUUAGAUGAUUUCAGAAGCCACCAAGUCACAGGCUCAUUUGGAAGAUUGCAGCCGCUAGAAAAAGAGAGACCAGCAGGAGAGGGCCCACAUCCCUGCUAGUCUGCAGUUCCUGUGGACCCUUUCACAGUCUUGCAUCACACCGCGGUGUUCUCUGACUGGCGAACUGAAGCCAUGCGAAUAAAGGGACAGACGUCACUGCAAGGAAACUGAGGAAACCUCUGGUGAAGAGCACGAGGUCAGCAGUCUCCGUCUCAGCAAACAGAGCUGGAGAAUUUUCAAAUCGGGACUACCUGGUUCAGGCAAUUUGCCCUGUCAACUCUCUCUGAGUCCAUCUAUGUAAAAGCAAAAGUAGAUUGUCUCACCUGUGCCCAUGGGAGGCUGAAGAAGGCAUCCUUCAGGUCCAAGGCAGUAGACACCUGCUUCUCUGGCAGAGUCAGACUGAUGACAACCAGAGGUUCCAGGUUUCUUCAAAGACAUGAGAGGUGAUGCUGUCUACGUGCUGGGUUUGUGGCCUGAAUGGUGCUUCCAUCAUGGAGUCAGCUGUGCUAAGGUCUGGAGGUCUACGAAGUUUUGGGGGCCUGUUACCCUGAGAGGAUGUGACACUGAGUGAUUCAGACAGGAGUUCCUGGAAGGAGAACCCACAAAAGAUGACCAGAUACAGGGCACACCAUCCUUGGCAGCACCAAGGUCAGCAUCACAAAGGAGGCAGCAUUCAAUAAUCACUUGGAUGCAGAGCCGGUCACUGUGUCCACACAGCUAAGGACUGUCCAGCCCCAUCUGAAUUCUUCCUGUUGAAGAUUCCUGGUAACCCCAUGCCUGGUCCAGCUGGUCUGAGCCAAGCUCCUUCUCUAGGAUGCUGGUGAGGCUGGGGUGAUCAUGGUGACCUGGCACCUUUGUGCUGAGCCCUCUCCACCCACCAAACUUGCCUAGCCACCUGAAGAGCCUUAAGGAAAACCUGUCAGAAAUCCUUGUGCACAGACCCAGAACGUCCUCAUGGCGGUAUCAGUGGUGACAAGCAUCGUGGACAACAUAACGACCAUCAUCACUAACGAAGUGUGCAGAGAUAAUCUGAAGCUCUUGAUAACUGAAGAUGGAGUCUGGAAGGUGUUUGUGGCGAAAGCAGCGUUGUCAAGCGAGGAGGAGGCUGCCCUGCGUGAUGCACUGGAGAAGCGUUUAGCCCAGGAGCCCGCGGAUGAAGAUGAUGAAACAGAAAAGAGGCAGCAGAAAGAGAAUUUUCUGAAAGAAUUUCCUGAGUUGAAAGGGAAACUUGAAGAACACAUCAGGAAGCUCCGAGCUCUGGCUGACCAUCUUGACCAGGUACACAAGGGCUGCACCAUCGCCAAUGUGGUGUCCGGCUCCACAGGCAUCGCCGCUACAAUCGCUGGAUUAGUUCUGGCACCCUUCACAGGAGGGGCCUCUCUGAUUAUGUCAGCAGCUUCAGUGGGUCUAGGAGCAGCCGCAGCUGCGACUGGCGUCACCACUUCCAUUGUGGAAGAAUCCAUCAGAACGGCAGAUGAAAGUGAAGCCAGGCGCCUGAUUGAAGCCAGCAUGGACGAACUGGACAGAAUUUUGAAGAUCAUGCCUUUGAUCACAUUCAAAUUUAGUAGUAAGGGUGUGGAAAUAUUCUGUGCCUGGAAAACCCUCAGGGAUCAUAUUCAAGCCAUCAGGACAGGCAGAAUCAGGAACUUCACAACGUUUAGAGAAGGUAUUAGGCAGUUGAGGAAUCUCAUAUCACGCGCUAUUCCUCUAGGAACCAGAGUAGCCAGGAUUGCAAAAGGAGUUGGUAAGGUUUCAAUACUUGGAUUUGAUGUGUAUAACCUUGUGACUGACUCCAUGGAUUUACACAAUGGGGCAAGGACAAAACCGGCAGAAGCACUACGGGAGCUGGCUAACAAUCUAGAAGAGAAGUUGCACGAAUUUGAGCAGCUCCACAAGGACCUGCAGUCAGUCUAGCCUCAGUGAUCCCUCCACCAAGCAGUUAAGAGUUCAGGGUAAAUGACAUGUAUAGGGUUGGGGACAAGGAGAGAGCAUACCAUUACAAGGGAAAUAACACAUGAUCAAGUCUAUGGAACUGAGGGUUGAGGUGUUUAUAUCUCUGGCUGAGCAGAGCAAGGUAAACGUAGUGCUUUAAGAAGACAGAAACUGGAGUCUAAAAUAAGGGACUAGAAUGCCUAGAGAAUGGGACUAGGACUGCAAUACAGAGGGUCUGGGAUGGAGAGUGGUACACGAACAAGCAAUGAGAACCUAGGAAACCUGGAGAACUAAAAAUGAGAGAAAGCCAGAGUGGGAGUUGAAGCCAUAGCAGGGGACCACAUCCCAUUCCCUGAGAGCAGGGUCCAUAUGAUCUCUAGGUGAGUCUUCCCAGCAUCAGCAGGAUCAACUCACCCUUGUGUCUUCUAGGAAGUGACCCCUGGAUAGUGAUG